AGCUUCCAAAACUAGCUUUUGCGGAUAUACAAUAAAUAGCUAUAUCUACAAACUGGUAAUUAAGGUGCUACCAUUAGAACUUCCAAAAUCAAGAACCAAUAUAUAGUUUUAAAACAAUGAGAUCUUAGAGGGCUUCCUUUUUCAUCUAUUUUAAAAAAGAAAGAUUAUUAUUAUUAUAUUAUGGAUAAUAAUAAAGCCAAGGUUGAUGAUCAUGGAGAGCCUCACUAUGCAGAAAUCAUGAAUAAGAAUAACAAUGGAGGGUUCAUCAAAUGCUUGAUAGUUGAAUGGAACAAAACUGAGAAUCUAAAGGGUUAUUCCUUAAUAAGUUCCCAGUCCCCUCUACUUCGGCUCAAAAUAUUGGCGAUUGCGGCCAUUUCCAUGUUGAUGUUGCUGACAAGUGCCAUCUUGUUGGAGUUCACUGCACUUAGUGAAACAAUGAAGCCAAAGAUUCUAUCGCUGCGCUCUUCUCAUAUCGGCAUUUUUGGCGCUCCAGAAAGUAAGUGGAUUUAUGAGAACAAUGGUUAUUUGAUGGUCUCAUCCAAUGGAGGAUUGAACCAAAUGCGAGCCGGGAUAAGUGACAUGGUAGCCAUUGCUAGGUACUUAAAUGUCACUCUUGUAGUUCCAGAGUUGGACAACACCUCCUUUUGGAAUGACCGCAGUCAGUUCCAAGACAUAUUCGAUGUAGAUUAUUUCAUUGAGUAUUUGAGAGAUGAGGUCAAAAUAGUGAAGGAAUUACCUCAAGGGAUGAAGAAAAGGAUUGCAUCAAGAUACCUCUAUUCCAUGCCCCCUGUUAGUUGGUCUAACAUGUCAUAUUAUUAUAAAACAAUUCUUCCUCGCAUAAAAAAACAUCAAGUAGUACAUUUUACGAAAACUGAUGCCAGGCUUGCGAACAACGGCAUUCCACUGGAGGUUCAAAAGCUGCGGUGUCGCGUGAAUUACAAAGCGUUGCGAUUCAGUUCCGAUAUAGAGAUGGUUGGCAAGAAGAUUGUUAAGAUUAUGAGGCAAAAUGGUCCAUUCUUGGUGCUUCACCUGAGAUAUGAGAUGGACAUGUUGGCAUUCUCUGGCUGCUAUCAAAGUUUAAACGAGAAAGAAAUGGAAGAAUUGACAGCAAUGAGGUAUGCAUACCCUUGGUGGAAAGUGAAGGAAAUAGACUCCAAUUCGGUGAGAAGUAUAGGCAUAUGCCCUUUGACCCCAGAGGAAACUGCUCUGACAUUGAAAGCAUUGGGCAUUAACCCAAGAAUGCAAAUCUUUAUAGCUGCUGGGGAUAUAUAUGGAGGGGAGAAAAGAAUGGCACCUUUGAGAGAAGCUUUUCCAAAUCUGAUUAAAAAGGAAACGUUGUUGGAUCCUUCUGACCUUGAGCCCUUCCAUAACCAUUCAAAUAAGAUGGCAGCACUGGAUUACAUUGUCUCCAUUGAGAGUGAUAUCUUUGUGCCUACUUAUAGUGGAAACAUGGAUAAGGUUGUUGAAGGCCACAGAAGGUACCUGGGGUACAAAACCACAAUAAUUCCAAAUAGAUAUGUACUUGUUCGUCUAAUAGAUCAAUAUAGGAAUGGGACAAUAAGUUGGGAAGAGUUUUCAAGAGUUGUUAAGUUAGCUCAUGCUAGAAGAGGAGGCCCAAUAACAAGAUCAGUUGUUCCUUUGAGACCAAAGUUGGAAGAUUACUUCUAUUCCAAUCCACAAGAAUGCCUACCACAAGGUUCCUCCUAGUGUAUGCUCUAUUAUUCAAGGUUCAGACCACUCACAUGUCACUUUUUAUAACCGUUGAUCUAUUUGAACUUGGAACCUUUGACCUAUUCCAUUGUAAACUGAUGCUAACGAAGUUCUAGAUCGCCUAUGCUCUAAAGGGAAAAUGAAGCAUUGCAGAUUAAACGCGUCGACAAGUGAGGGUUAUAACUUUAUUUUUUAUACAAAUACUACAUAAUAUAAAAUAACAUUAACUGUGAGUUUAAAUAAUUUCACAAAGUAAAUAAUUUAUACGAGAGGUAUUAUUAUAUUAGGAAAUAGUUAGUUGAUUUGGUCAACAGUUAGUUAGAUUGGAUAAAGGGUUGUUAAGUCAAUUUUGUAGAGAGUCUUGUGUAAGUUCUUGAACAUGAGAGGUGCACUGAUGCCUAUAUAAGACAGCGUAAUAUUAAGAUCAAUUCAUCAAUACAGAAUUACUUUUUUCCAAUAGAAAUUCCUCAAUUCUCUUUCGCUUUCUAUUCCUUCUAUAUGCAUGGUAUCAAGAGUUUUAUGAUCCAUGGGCCGAACACUCGAGCACUGCUACUUCAACAAAUAAUGCUGUAGUCAUUGAGUAACAAUCAAUCAAUCCCAAACAAUUCUCAAUUCCACUUGUUGAUAAACUAACAAAAGAUAAUAUUUUCACCUGAGACAUCUUACAACAUUAACAAUUUGUGGUCAAGAACUCUAUCUAAAACGACCUUGAUAAGGAAA
Arachis duranensis is the source of this 2430-nucleotide messenger RNA. RefSeq names its product rhamnogalacturonan I rhamnosyltransferase 1-like. Gene Ontology annotation, cellular component: cytoplasm. Bases 181 to 1707 code for a protein of 508 amino acids. Gene Ontology annotation, molecular function: calcium ion binding. The transcript is spliced from 8 exons. The record is from RefSeq and is a predicted model, not a curated record. Lineage: Eukaryota; Viridiplantae; Streptophyta; Magnoliopsida; Fabales; Fabaceae.